CCGUAAUAGUUCUCCCACACCAGUCCAAUGUCUGUCACUCCAGCGACGUGAUUUUAAGCAACGCGGUCACUUUAAAGCGCCGUGGAUUUGUUUUCGCCCAGCACCACCUUAAAUAUGUGACGCCAGCAUCUCCAGGACAACAGGUUUACGCUCCAAGGGCUGGGCUAGAAAACGCACUGGUUCUGGCAUCUCUUUCAGUACCACCGCUCUGCUGGACAGAUCCCUGUCGCUAGCUCCAGACUCGUCCCAAAGCCGAAUUGGAAACUCACUGUAGAGGAUCCGCACUUACCACCACCAACUCCGGCAUCCCAGGCACUUCCCCAACCCGGUCCGAUCCGAUCCCGAGCGAAGCCACAUUCGGAGCCGGCAUCAACGCUGGCGAGUGAACCGAGAGCCCACCCUCGACUACACGACUACUGCCGCCAGUGGGAAUCCAAGAUUAGCGGCUCACAGACCCGCAGCCGCCACUUACUGCUACCGGACCCACAGCCUGGCCCAAGUCCCCGCAUCCUAGCGCUUUACGUUGAAGCUGGAUCAGGUACCUGCAGAGAGAAAGAGAGAGAGAGAGAGAGAGAGAGAGUGAGUCCCAGAUCCGGAGUCAGCGACUUCAUCCUACAACCAGCGCUUCACUCCUCGUCAGCGCGGCAGCGGUACACUCCACGCCAGUCUAAAAAACUUAUCAAGCAACAUCAUGGAUGAUAAACCAGACCGUAGAUUCAACAAUCUUAGCUGGAAACAGAUUCAGAGCUUAGACCAAGUCUUAACGGAGGUAAUACCUGUUCAUGGAAGAGGCAAUUUCCCUACUCUGGAAAUAAAGCCAAAAGACAUAAUUUAUAUUGUGAAGGAUCGGCUGGAAGAGAAUGGGAUUACGGUCCAUGACAUUCGUCUUAAUGGCUCCACAGCAAGUCAUAUCCUUGUGAAGCAAAAUGGAACAAGCUAUAAAGACCUUGAUGUUAUCUUCAGAGUCGAGUUGCUUGGGGAGAAAGAGUUCGAGGUGGUAAAGGGAGUGGUAUUGGAUAGUCUCCUGGACUUCCUACCACAAGGUGUCAAUAAAGAAAAGAUCACUGGACUUACUCUGAAAGAGGCCUAUGUUCAGAAAAUGGUUAAAGUUUCCAAUGAUCAUGAUCGGUGGAGUCUCAUCUCCUUGUCUAACAACAGAGGGAAAAAUGUUGAGCUAAAGUUUGUUAAUUCAUUACGCCGUCAGUUUGAAUUUAGUGUGGACUCUUUCCAAAUAAUUUUAGAUUCACUGUUACCGCUCUUCAGCAGUGCAGAGGACACGAUGACAAUGGAGUCUCAUCCAACCGUUGUAGCAGAGAGCAUGUAUGGGGAUUUUCAGGAAGCGAUGGAUCAUCUAAAGUACAAACUGAUUGUUACCCGAAACCCUGAAGAAAUUCGAGGUGGCGGCUUGCUCAAAUACAGCAAUCUCCUGGUUCGAGAUUUCAAACCAGCAUCUGAUGCCGAGAUCAAAAACUUGGAGCGUUAUAUGUGUUCAAGGUUUUUCAUUGACUUCCCAGAUGUAUCUGAGCAACAAAGAAAAAUCGAAUCCUACUUAAGGAACCAUUUCAUCGGGGAAGAGAAAAACAAGUAUGAUUACCUGAUGACCUUGCACCAAGUUGUGAAUGAAAGCACCGUCUGUUUGAUGGGACAUGAGAGAAGACAAACGUUGAACAUGAUCACCCUUUUGGCUCUCAGAGUACUAGGUGAACAGAACAUCAUACCUAACACUGCUAACGUCACUUGCUACUAUCAACCUGCCCCUUACGUCAGUGACCGCAGCUUUAGUAAUUACUACAUAGCACAUGGACAGCCACAGCUUUUGUAUCAGCCCUAUCCACUCCACAUCAAUAUGCAGACUGGUAUGGUUUAGAUUGAAACUGAAUCCAAAAUGCCAGACUUUGAUCCACACCCAAGCUUUUAGAUCUCCAGAGAUCUAAUGAAAGAGGCAGGCUGCACCCUCUUGGGUGUGCCGAUGGUUAUCGAGGAUUAUGGCAAUUUCUGGGUAAACGUUUUCUAAGAUAAUCUGCAAAUGGAUGACCAAACUAUAUGUGUGUCACAUAAUAAACUUAAGUGCGUAUUCAGUACAAAGUAAUCUCACAACUGAAUAUGUACAGACAGGAUUGCAAUGGCAGGGAUAUUGUUUUCUAAAAAAUAAACUAUUGAACCAAUACAGAUAUAGAAAGACAUAUUAAGUGAAAUUAGAUCAUCUGAGUUGUGUUCCUUUGUGCUUGUGUUUUGGUGUUUGUGGUUAAGAUAAGACAUACAUCCUUCCAGUAAAAUUGUAGUUAGUAAAGUGCAACUGUGAUUAGAAAUACCAAGUGCAUAGGAGAGAACCACUUUGUAUUUGAAUUGUUUUGGUUACAUUAGAGUGACUUGCAAUGCAAAGUGCAUGUAGGAAACAUUUCUUCAAUGUGAAAUGACCUGACCAAGUAACAAUUGUGAACCAAAGAUUAUUUGUAAAUAAUGCAUCACCCAAGUGCCUAAACUAUGUAGAUAGGUCAUUUAAACUAUAUUGAAUAAUCAUUUCAGGGUGUGCCAUUAAGUUAUCAUUUGGACUGAGUAUGAGAGAUAAUGCAUUGUCAUUUAUCACUGCCCUUAUUAUGGAAUCAUUAAAGCUUACAGCUAAAAAUUCAGUCCAUUAUGAUUAUGUCAGUAACAUUGGCACAAUGUAAUUUCCACAAGCUAUGUUAUAAUUUUAAGUCUGCGUUAUCUUACAAAUGUUUUUGCCAUUUCAACUGUACCCUUACAAAGCAACUUGUCAACUUCAGGGAAAUGAAUUGAGCCAAAGAGCCAAUUUCAACUUUCCCAGGGAAUACCAUCAUUACAUUUUGUCCAGAAACAAAGUCCUGCUAAAACUGCACAGGAUAGAGCAUGUGUGUUUGGUGCUCAGGGACUAACACCAUUUAUUUAUAUAUAUGUUUAUUAAAAAUAUAGAUCAGUCUCAAUCCAAGGAGUGCUUCUCCUUAAUAUUGCAAUGUGACCAUGUGAUACAAUAAUGUCUAAUUCAUAUUUCUGAUUCUAAUAAUUUUAUUAAUGAAUUAAAAGGCAUCAUUCCUUUACAUUUCACUGUUUAGGGCAAAAAGGUUAAAACAGCUGCUAUGCUGCUGCAAUGCUGAUAAGAAAUGCCUAUUCCAAAAAAUGGAUUUAGUCUGACCCUAAUGAAUGGUUAAGACAAUUUAAACACUACUGGACGUAAUAAACCAGAAACCUGCAAGCACAAUACAUUUGUAGGUGUAAUAAAUUUACAAUUUAUUAUGUUGAAGUUUUAUAAAGGUCCUGGUUAUAUCUAAGGCUUUGUAAAGCAUUGUAUGUGGGCGUCUAGUAUUCAGACACAUGCAAUGUUUGGGGCUCUCUGGCUGUUUCAACCUGGCAUGUUGCAGGAUGACUCAGUGUUUGAGCUCAAAGCAACACAGAAUGCCUGAUGCAGGAGGUCCAGGAAGAAAGGACAUAACUACUGAACACACAGAAGGGAGAUUAUCAUCACAACCUUUCCCUUUGCCCCUAUCUCUUUCAGCAACUGACCUAGUUCUGCCUUGCCCUGUACGUUUACUUAGAUCAAGGGAGAACUAUUAUGGCACAACUUCCACGACCAAGCACUCUCUCCUGAUUGUUGCUAAAAGGCAUAAAUUAGAUGAAGCAUCAUAACGCUUCCUCUGUUCAGCUGAAGUGAUCAGUUUCUGAUAUAAAUGGAGGUCAAGUCUAGUGAAGUUUUGACAGUGCAUCCCAUUGUGUUUCAAGGUUCCUCUUCGUGAUUCCAAUGCUAAUAAGUAUGACAUGGUGAAUGUUCCUUGAAGCAGCAGCUGAUCACUGAUUAGAGACAGCAUCAUUUGAAGUACCAGCCACUAAACCAUCUGCAGCCAGCCUUUCUGAUGAGCUUUAAUGGAGCAUUUUAAGCUUUAGUGGAGCAAUUAGCUGUUUAACAAGUCUCUGGGAGGGUGUUCCCAGCAAUGACUUUAACACUUUUAUCAGAAUGGUACCUUGCACUAAACAUUUGCUAAAUUCCGUAUAGGAUUCCUCCUUUGACAUGCCAGAGAUUUAUUAUUACCUGUUGCUUAAAAUUACCCCCACUGACGCUUAUUUAAUAAUAAUAAUUAAGAAUUGAUAAUGAACAAUUUAAAAUGUUAUUACCAGGUAGAUUUUAUUUGCCCAAGUUUCUUGCACAUCUAUAUAUUACUAAAACUCUAAUUUUGUUUGUGAUUCUGCAUGCGUGUGUGCGUAUGUGCUCCCGGAACUAUGCCAAAACUAUGCCAAAACUAUGUUAUAUUUUACAAGUUAUUCACAUUUUUAACUUUUCAAAAUCCAGUUUGAAGUUGAUGUUGCAGUGGCAGUUUGCAGCUAUGAUGUCACAAUAGGAUCUCAUUUACAUAAACUGCCCGUCAACAGUGU
This is a messenger RNA of Amblyraja radiata (thorny skate), 4383 nucleotides long. Its product is annotated as terminal nucleotidyltransferase 5A-like. The coding region runs from base 692 to 1867 and encodes 391 amino acids. The record is from RefSeq and is a predicted model, not a curated record. Gene Ontology annotation, molecular function: RNA binding; poly(A) RNA polymerase activity. NCBI's taxonomy places the organism in Eukaryota, Metazoa, Chordata, Chondrichthyes, Rajiformes, Rajidae. The transcript is spliced from 2 exons. Gene Ontology annotation, biological process: mRNA stabilization.